AUGGCCCAGCCCCUGUGCUCAACGCUCGCCGAGUCCUGGAUGCCGACUCCCGCUAGUCGGCAGCCGCCGAUGCCCUCCGACGGGGACAGCGCCUGCUCCCCAACCUGGUCCUCGGACUCGUGGGACGGUGCCCAGGCCGGCAGCCCCGCGCCACCUUACACCCAGCCGGCCCGGCGCGCUGGGAACCCCGGUAGGCGCGGGAGCCACGGCAGCCGCCUGGGUAGCGGACAGCGGCAGAGCGCCAGCGAGCGCGAGAAGCUCCGCAUGCGCACGCUCGCCCGCGCGCUGCAAGAGCUGCGCCGCUUCCUGCCGCCGUCCGUGGCGCCAACCGGCCAGAGCCUGACCAAGAUCGAGACGCUGCGCCUGGCCAUCCGCUACAUCGGCCACCUGUCGGCCGUGCUGGGCCUCAGCGAGGACGGUCUCCGGCGACAGCGGCACGCUGCGUCGCCUCGAGGCUGCCCGCCACGUCCGGACGGCAGCCCGGAGCAGGCGCAGGCGCUCGGUCCGUGUUUGAACCCUGCUGCCUUCAACGGGGUGUCGUGGGGGUACCCGCCCGCCUGCCCUCGACCCCGAGUCGUCGCGGAGCCGUGGGACCCGGCGUUCCUGUACGCCGAGACAGCAUCCCUGGAAAGGCAGGAGAUGGAGCUCAGCCCCCCGUCUCCGCUCUUCAGCAGCGACGUGCUGGCUCUGCUAGAAACCUGGACGCCUCAGGAGUGGCCACCAGCCUGAAGAGACGAAGCGUCAAUGCAGUGGAUGACUGGCGCCCUGUCUGAGCACAGAGACUUUUCUUUUUGCCUUUGCACCUUCGAAGCGAAUAUUUCCUGGGAGAGGCACCAGGAAGAAUACCAACAUGGGCAUUCCCCGGGGUGGGGGCUGACCGUACCUUUCCAACCUUCCUUGGGAGGAGGGACCGACCCGUAGGGUAAAUGCUCCAAAGCUGAAGCGGGUACAAGGCUCUGCCUGGUGUGUAUUUAUUUAUUUGUGAAUAAACCGUUUG
Psammomys obesus (fat sand rat) is the source of this 997-nucleotide messenger RNA. RefSeq names its product mesoderm posterior bHLH transcription factor 1 (gene Mesp1). The transcript has 2 exons. Gene Ontology annotation, cellular component: nucleus. Gene Ontology annotation, biological process: mesoderm formation; heart morphogenesis; regulation of transcription by RNA polymerase II. Gene Ontology annotation, molecular function: RNA polymerase II cis-regulatory region sequence-specific DNA binding; DNA-binding transcription factor activity, RNA polymerase II-specific; protein dimerization activity. The record is from RefSeq and is a predicted model, not a curated record. NCBI's taxonomy places the organism in Eukaryota, Metazoa, Chordata, Mammalia, Rodentia, Muridae. The coding region runs from base 1 to 729 and encodes 242 amino acids.